GUUUGAAAUCAAACAAAACAUUAUUUCUAUUAUUAAACUAUUUGUGAUUUAAGUGUGAAUUCAUUGAUAUCUCGAAGAAUAAACAAAUUAUGUCAACAAAUGAAACAAAUGAAGACAAGUCAGCGAAAGACCGAUCGAUUGAUCCCGAAGUGGACGACGAGUUGUCCUCAUUAUUGGACAGUGCUUUAAAUGACUUCAAUAUUAAGCCCACAAAUACUGAUCCGAAAAGUGCUUCGGCGACCACAUCUGUGACCACUUGUGAUGAUUUGAUUAAUAACAAGAAAAUUAUACCUGAAUUGAGUGCUCCGGAUGUUGGAAGUGAUCCUUUUGAUGAUAAACUCAAUGAAGAUUUAGCAAAAUUUGAUGAAAUGUUUUCGCCGCUCAUUAACUCUGAUCCCGAACUCAAAGAGCAUUGGUCUCGACUGACAAAGUCGUGCGCCGAAGCGGCCACUGCCAGUAAUGAAGACGAAUUUCAACACUCAUUACAGGAGACACUGAAGACUAUCUCAGAUAAGGCUCAGGCAGUGGUCGGAGAGGAAAACAAUUUGUCAGAAGAAGAAUUGGCAAGAAUUUGGUCUAAUCUGGGUAUUGGAGCCGACGAUGAAGAGAACGGUUCCAACAAUUUUGCUAAUUUGAUGCCUUUGAUGACUAAUAUGAUGCAAAACUUGUUGUCAAAAGAGUUAUUAUAUCCGGCACUCAAUGAAUUGGCAGAAAAGUAUCCGACAUUUCUUAAUGAAAACAAAGACAAAUUAUCAGCUGAAGAGCUCAAGAGAUAUACAAAACAGAUGGAACUCAUGAAAGAAGUUUGCGAAGAGUUUGACUCUGAAUCAACUGAAGACAGCGAAGCCGUCAAAAAAGAGAGAUUUCAACGUAUUUUAACUGUAAUGCAAGCGAUGCAGAGCUGCGGAUCGCCACCCAGUGAUCUGAUCGGUGAUUUGCCCGACUUUGGUGCGGGUCUGCCUCCAGACCUUAACAUUGGAAACAUUCCCGGAUUAAAUGCCGACCAGAAUGCGGGCCAGUGUUGUAUAAUGUGAUCAGAUUUUGUAUUUAAAACAAAUGCAUAAUUUCUGUGUUUAUUUUAAAAAUCUAAUUCUGUUAUCAUUUAUGUUAUAAUUUAUACAUCGCUUAAACUUUUUAUUUGAUCGAAAUAAUUAUGUUUUACUACAGUAUAUAUCACACAAAUCAAAGUUUAUUGUUUUAAUUAUUUUACAAACAAAAUGUAAUUGCAUUGUUAAUACAUAUGAUUAUUAUACUGUACUUAUUGGGAGCUUUGGUUAAUUGAAGUGAUCUUAUCAUAAAAUGUUGUUUCAAAAGUUUAUACAAUUAUAUACAUUUAGGUUACCCGGUAUAUUUAUUUAUAUUAUACU
Molecule: messenger RNA, 1367 nt
Organism: Oppia nitens
Lineage: Eukaryota; Metazoa; Arthropoda; Arachnida; Sarcoptiformes; Oppiidae
Product: peroxisomal biogenesis factor 19-like
Exons: 4
Coding region: 90-1034 (314 amino acids)
Biological process (GO): protein import into peroxisome membrane
Cellular component (GO): peroxisome; peroxisomal membrane
Source: RefSeq, a predicted model, not a curated record